Ostrinia furnacalis (Asian corn borer) is the source of this 1344-nucleotide messenger RNA. It is a transcript of the gene Nmdmc, whose product is annotated as NAD-dependent methylenetetrahydrofolate dehydrogenase. Gene Ontology annotation, molecular function: methenyltetrahydrofolate cyclohydrolase activity; methylenetetrahydrofolate dehydrogenase (NADP+) activity; methylenetetrahydrofolate dehydrogenase (NAD+) activity. Gene Ontology annotation, biological process: tetrahydrofolate interconversion. Bases 183 to 1190 code for a protein of 335 amino acids. The transcript is spliced from 6 exons. NCBI's taxonomy places the organism in Eukaryota, Metazoa, Arthropoda, Insecta, Lepidoptera, Crambidae. Gene Ontology annotation, cellular component: mitochondrion. The record is from RefSeq and is a predicted model, not a curated record.
AAAACCCAAAACGUCAAAAAAGUUUACGUAGCGAGGUUAGAAGUUGCGAAAUAGUUUUAAUUAAUUUAUUUAUUACAUAAAACUAAUCGUAAAAUUACAUUAAAGUUACUAAAACAUACAGAGAAACUUAUUAUUUGUGAUUAUAUUAAAAGUUACUCUUCAACAAAGCUAAAUACUAGGCGAUGAGGCAAAUCCUUUGCCAGUAUGUAUUCAGUUCGUUUCUGAAAUCCACGAUGAGAAGUCACACGUACAUUGAUUCCUUGGGCUCGGCCAGGAUAAUGGCCCAGAUCCUGGAUGGGAAGGCCCUGGCCAAAGAUGUGAAGGAUGAGUUGAAAACAAAAAUCGAAAACUGGGUGAAUCUUGGCCACCGGGCACCAAGUCUGCGCUGCAUAAUAGUUGGAGAUGACCCGGCCAGCCACACCUACGUCCGUAACAAAGUAGCAGCGGCCAAGUAUGUUGGCAUUGACGCUGCAACUAUCAAGUAUGAAGAAACUAUGUCUGAAGCAGCGUUGAUUGAAGCGAUCCAAGCGCUAAACGCUGAUGAAGCCAUAGAUGGUAUAUUAGUCCAACUACCUGUGCCUCAAUCUAUGGAUGAAAGGAAGGUUUGCAACACUGUGGCUCCGGAAAAGGAUGUUGAUGGCUUCCAUAUCAUCAACGUUGGACAACUGAGCUUGGAUAUGCCGACUAUUGUGCCUGCCACUGCCCUUGCUGUUAUUGAGAUGCUCAAAAGAUUCAAAAUUGAGACAUUCGGCCGCAACGCUGUCGUCGUUGGUCGGUCAAAGAAUGUUGGGAUGCCGAUUGCCAUGAUGCUGCAUUCUGACAAGAAGCACGACAGUGGCCUGGGAAUGGAUGCUACCGUCACGAUAUGUCACCGCUACACACCGAAGGAAAAACUGGACUUCUAUUGCCGUAAUGCUGACAUCAUUGUCACAGCUACAGGUAUUCCCAGUCUUAUCAAAGCAGAUAUGGUGAAGCCAGGUGCCACGGUGAUCGACGUUGGCAUCACAAGAGUGACAGACGAGGUCGGAAACACCAAGCUCGUUGGUGAUGUUGACUAUGAAGAAGUGAAAAAAGUCGCCGGUGCAGUCACUCCGGUGCCCGGUGGUGUUGGCCCGAUGACAGUUGCAAUGCUCAUGCAAAACACAUUCCAAGCCGCCCAAAACCUUCGCAACAAAACUCUGCUGCAGUAAGUCAGUUUCUACCUACGUGCCAUAUCUGCAAUUAUCUGAUCUAUUGUCGUUUAGUAUUGAAUCUUAUUUUAAGUGCAAUAGAAACUAUUAUUAGAUGUUGGUAUGCAUUUAUAUUUUGUUAUUGGUAUACAGUCAAGUUCAUGUCGUUGAUUUU